Messenger RNA from Pleurotus ostreatus (oyster mushroom), 1101 nucleotides. RefSeq lists its product as uncharacterized. The record is from RefSeq and is a predicted model, not a curated record. The transcript is spliced from 2 exons. NCBI's taxonomy places the organism in Eukaryota, Fungi, Basidiomycota, Agaricomycetes, Agaricales, Pleurotaceae. The coding region runs from base 1 to 1101 and encodes 366 amino acids.
AUGAACCCACCAGAGCCAACGCCACCGUCAAUAAAGAUGAAAAGCCCUGAAACUGCCCAAAUACUGCUGCCAGCAUCGCCGUCAACGGCGACGGCGACACCAGCUAGGUCGCGCAGGCAAGCCCAAAAGUUCGAUCAGCCGACGCCUGAGCAACUCGCCAAACUGGGCAUCAAAGUCAGAGACUUUGCGUAUGAGAGCACCCUGCCCCCUAUCCGCGCAUAUGUCCCCCGCCAAAUACAGCCGAGUCGCCUGCCCACCGACCCAGAUGUCCUUGGUGGGCCAUCAGAACAGCGCUCUGUGCAGCGGAUCAUCCCCCCUUACCCCCGACACGUCCGCCAGCCGGCAUACGCUGAUCUGAGGGCGCUGAAUGUGGAGGCGUCGCUUGGCUUGGUGAGCUCGUCGCAGCAGAGUGACUACUCCGCGCCGUCCAGCUCGCAGCCCCCGCUAUCGUACUACGAGUCACAGGCGUCCGAGCCGUACAUCCGCACGCCGACAGUCACGCCGAAUGGGUCUCUGCAAUGGGACGUUGAGGACACGAGCGCGGUGCCUGCUUCGCAGCUGGAACCCAACACUGAGCCAGAGCUACUGUCGUACGCUGACCUGGGUUUUCGCGACCCCGACGAAACACCAGAACAGUUACAACGCAAAGCAUCUCUCGUGCCUACAGAAGUUGGCUCGAACUUCUCUUCCCCGCUGUCAUCACCCCCGGGAUCCCUUCCUUUGAUCCCCCCUUCCAGUACUACUCCCGCUGCUCCAUCUUCGCCUGCUGCACCUGACGCACCACCGCAAACCACGCCUCAAGAUGCAACACAUCAAACCCCACCCUCGGAGCCCUUGCCAGACAUUGCCUCGCCGCGCUACUACCUCCGCAAACGCCCAGCACCCCCCUCCCCAAUAUCAACCGCCUCAACCCGCCCGAGUUCACGUGUACGACGGCUCCCCCCGCAGCCCACAGUCACACCACCACACGCAACUCAUCCACCGCAUCCCCCAAUUGCCACGGUGCAAUCAGCGCAUGCUAAAGCCAAACCACGCAAUGGGCAUAAUUCCCCUCGACCAGUCGCCGUGCGCAGGUCAACAAAAGCAACACCCGUCAGAUGA